Molecule: messenger RNA, 2121 nt
Organism: Pipistrellus nathusii (Nathusius's pipistrelle)
Lineage: Eukaryota; Metazoa; Chordata; Mammalia; Chiroptera; Vespertilionidae
Source: the annotation of a GenBank genome assembly
AUGUCGGACUACAGCACGGGAGGACCUCCGCCGGGGCCGCCGCCGACCACCGGCGGAGGCGGGGGGUCCGGAGGCGCCGGGGGAGGCCCUCCACCGGGCCCGCCAGGCGCAGGGGACCGAGGCGGCGGGGGCCCGGGCGGAGGGUCGUCCGGGGGCCCUUCGCAGUCCUCAGGCGGAGGUGGCCCGGGAAUUCGCAAGGACGCCUUCGCCGACGCCGUGCAGCGGGCCCGCCAGAUCGCAGCCAAAAUUGGAGGCGACGCUGCUACAACAGUGAAUAACAGCACUCCUGAUUUUGGUUUUGGGGGCCAAAAGAGGCAGUUGGAAGAUGGAGACCAGCCGGAGAGCAAGAAACUGGCCUCUCAGGCAGACUCCAUCAGUUCUCAACUUGGACCCAUCCAUCCUCCCCCCAGGACAUCAAUGACAGAGGAGUACAGGGUCCCAGACGGCAUGGUAGGACUAAUCAUUGGCAGAGGAGGUGAACAGAUUAAUAAAAUCCAGCAAGAUUCAGGCUGCAAAGUCCAGAUCUCUCCAGACAGUGGUGGCCUCCCUGAGCGCAGUGUGUCCUUGACAGGAGCCCCAGAAUCUGUCCAGAAAGCAAAGAUGAUGCUGGAUGACAUCGUCUCCCGGGGUCGUGGGGGCCCCCCAGGACAGUUCCAUGACAAUGCCAACGGGGGCCAGAAUGGCACAGUGCAAGAGAUUAUGAUCCCUGCAGGGAAGGCUGGCCUUGUCAUCGGGAAAGGCGGGGAGACCAUUAAACAGCUACAGGAACGUGCUGGAGUAAAGAUGAUUUUAAUUCAAGAUGGUUCCCAAAAUACAAAUGUGGACAAGCCCCUUCGGAUCAUUGGGGAUCCUUACAAAGUGCAGCAAGCCUGUGAGAUGGUGAUGGACAUCCUUCGGGAGCGAGACCAGGGCGGCUUUGGGGACCGGAAUGAGUAUGGAUCCCGGAUUGGCGGGGGCAUUGAUGUGCCAGUGCCUAGACAUUCUGUUGGCGUGGUCAUUGGCCGUAGUGGAGAGAUGAUUAAGAAGAUCCAGAAUGAUGCCGGUGUGCGGAUCCAGUUUAAACAAGAUGAUGGGACAGGUCCCGAGAAGAUAGCUCACAUAAUGGGGCCCCCAGACCGAUGCGAGCAUGCGGCGCGGAUUAUCAAUGACCUUCUCCAGAGCCUUAGGAGUGGUCCCCCAGGUCCUCCAGGGGGUCCUGGCAUGCCCCCAGGGGGUCGUGGCCGAGGAAGGGGCCAAGGCAACUGGGGCCCGCCUGGUGGGGAGAUGACCUUCUCCAUCCCCACUCACAAGUGUGGGCUAGUCAUCGGCCGAGGUGGCGAGAACGUGAAAGCCAUAAACCAGCAGACCGGCGCCUUUGUAGAGAUCUCCCGGCAAUUGCCGCCCAAUGGGGACCCCAACUUUAAACUGUUUAUUAUCCGGGGCUCGCCCCAGCAGAUUGAUCACGCCAAGCAGCUCAUCGAGGAGAAGAUUGAGGGUCCCCUCUGUCCAGUCGGACCAGGCCCAGGAGGACCAGGCCCUGCAGGCCCCAUGGGGCCCUUCAAUCCUGGGCCCUUCAAUCAGGGGCCACCAGGGGCUCCCCCUCAUGCCGGUGGUCCCCCUCCUCACCAGUACCCACCCCAGGGAUGGGGCAAUACCUACCCCCAGUGGCAACCACCUGCUCCUCAUGACCCGAAUAAAGCCGCCGCAGCCGCCGCAGACCCCAAUGCAGCCUGGGCCGCCUACUACUCACACUACUACCAGCAACCCCCAGGCCCCGUGCCCGGCCCCGCUCCUGCACCCGCAGCCCCACCUACCCAGGGCGAGCCCCCACAGCCCCCACCUGCUGGCCAGUCAGACUACACGAAGGCCUGGGAAGAGUAUUACAAAAAGAUUGGCCAGCAGCCGCAGCAGCCUGGAGCUCCCCCACAGCAGGACUACACAAAGGCCUGGGAGGAGUACUACAAGAAGCAGGCUCAAGUGGCCACUGGAGGGGGUCCAGGAGCUCCCCCAGGCUCUCAGCCAGACUAUAGUGCUGCCUGGGCUGAAUACUACCGACAGCAAGCCGCUUACUACGGACAGACUCCCGGUCCUGGGGGCCCCCAGCCUCCACCCACACAGCAGGGACAGCAGCAGGCUCAAUGA